This is a messenger RNA of Astrephomene gubernaculifera, 1156 nucleotides long. The record is from the annotation of a GenBank genome assembly. Lineage: Eukaryota; Viridiplantae; Chlorophyta; Chlorophyceae; Chlamydomonadales; Astrephomenaceae.
CUUUAAAUACGUAUGUCACAAAAGCUGCAGUCUUGCCGAGCAACUGUCUGCUGAGUACUUUCCUUCAACUGCUAAAACGAAUAAUCCUUUUGGCCUUUAUUGUUACUCCUGUUCCUCGAGACUAUUGAGCUAAUUACAAGGAAUAACUUUUUGCUAGCGCCGCCGCGACCGAAGCAAUGGCGGACGAGGAGGCUGGGGCUGGCGGCCCAGUUAAAGUGACGUUGGAGCAGCUUGGUGUUUCAACUGGGUUGGAGUACGAGGGGCAGCUCGAGUACGACAUCGGCAAUUUGUGCGCAUUCGACCCCGCCCCGCUGGACACCGCCCGCCUGCUGGUGGACCCGGAUGGCACCUGUGCGGAGAUGGCGCGAGGGAUAACACAGGCUGUUGUUACCCAGCUCUUCAACCUGCCCGCAGAGCCCAUCACAGGCGGCCGUCUGGCGGUGCUGCCCGCCCCCACCACCGCCCUGCCGCGCGCGCAGCCGGUGCCCAAGGCCAAGCCGCUCACCCGCUGGCAGCAGUUCGCAGCCAAGAAGGGCAUUGUGAAGCGCAAGCGCAGCAAGCUGGUGUACGACGACACGGUGGGCGAGUGGCGGCGGCGACACGGCUACAAGCGCGCGAAUGACGAUAACGACAUUCCCAUCAUUGAAGCCAAGGCCUCGGAUAAGCCCGGUGAGGACCCCUUCGCCGCGCUGGCGGCUGAGAAGCGCGAGCGCGUCAAGACCAACCGCGCCUCGCAGCUGGCCAACCUGAAGCAGGCCGCCAAGAAGGGCGGCGCCCUGCCGGCCUCGCUGCGGCUGGCGGCCACGCUGCCCGGGGAGGGCGGCAAGAAGGUUGGGAAGGGGGUGGACAAGUCGCUGCGGAGGAAGGAGCUGAAGGAGGAUAUCAAGUCCGCCUCCCGCCUCGCCGGCAUCUCCACCGCCUCCGUUGGCAAGUUCGACAAGCGGCUGGCGGGCGAGAAGGCGGGCGAGCGGGCGCCCCUGGGCAAGCGGCGGCACUUCCUGUCCGUCACCGACACCAAGGGCGAGCGCUCCAAGAUCAGCAGUCUCGCGGACAAGUUUCUUCGGGAGCGCUCCGAUGACGUUGUCGACAUCCGCAAGGCCAUGGGGCGCAUGGAGGCGGAGGCGCGGGAGGAGCGGCGCGACGCCAAACGGAAGCG